Molecule: messenger RNA, 1422 nt
Organism: Haliotis rufescens (red abalone)
Lineage: Eukaryota; Metazoa; Mollusca; Gastropoda; Lepetellida; Haliotidae
Product: PCI domain-containing protein 2-like
Exons: 15
Coding region: 75-1277 (400 amino acids)
Biological process (GO): transcription elongation by RNA polymerase II; post-transcriptional tethering of RNA polymerase II gene DNA at nuclear periphery; poly(A)+ mRNA export from nucleus
Cellular component (GO): transcription export complex 2
Molecular function (GO): RNA binding; double-stranded DNA binding
Source: RefSeq, a predicted model, not a curated record
CGUUUAAAGUGCGAUAUUCACGCACAGACUAUAGCUGUGAGAAAGUACCAUCCAAGGGACAUAAUCCACACAUCAUGGCGCACGUUUCGUUAAAUUCGUUUUUACAGUCGAUUGACUAUGCUCUACAAAACAAAGAUGGAUUAUCAGCCGGGGAGCUUUUGUCAUUUCAACACGCCCACAUUGCAAGUCCUCGGUGCCAGUUGGAACACCCAGAGUCCCAGGUGCAGAGGGUCCUGGAUUCCCCCUUUGAUGAAAUGGUAGCAGCCCACGUCAGAUGCUGUUGGGCUGUCGCCAACCAUGACUUCAUCGAGGCCUACGGCUGUCAGGCUGUCGUCGUGCAAGCAUUCACCAAGGCCAUGCAGAGUCAGAAGGAGGAGAACUGGUCCCUGCCUCUCAUGUUCAGCGUGUGCCUGGACCUCCGCCGCUUUGCCAUCAGUGCUGACGUGCAGGCAGUGAUGAAGAGUCGAGGGAAGGCGGGGGAGAGGAUGGAGAAGGCAGCCGAGCUACUCAUGGGCUGCUUCCGUGUGUGUGCCAGUGACAACCGAGCCGCCGUGGAAGACUCCAAGAAGUGGGGAAUGUUGAAUCUUGUCAACCAGCUGUUCAAAAUAUACUUCAAGAUUAACAAGCUUCACUUGUGUAAACCUCUGAUUCGAGCCAUCGACAGUCUGGCGAUCAAGGAUCGGUUCAGUCUCUCCCAGCUCAUCACAUACAGGUACUAUGUCGGGAGGAAGGCCAUGUUUGACAGCGACUACAAGGGAGCGGAGGAAUAUCUCACUUUUGCGUUUGAGAGGUGUCAUCGGCAGUGCAAGAAAAACAAACGUCUCAUCCUUAUCUACCUUAUCCCUGUCAAGAUGCUGCUGGGACAGAUGCCGACAUUCGCCGUUCUACACAAGUACAACCUCAAGCAGUUUGCAGAUGUUGCUCGGGCUGUGAGUUCAGGCAACCUGCUGCAGCUGAACACAGCCCUCCUGAAACACGAGGCGUUCUUCAUCAAGUGUGGCAUCUACCUGAUCCUGGAGAAGCUGAAGAUCAUCACCUACAGGAACCUCUUCAAGAAAGUAUACUUGAUCCAUCAGAAGAACCAUCUCCUGCCUCUCGACGACUUCACCACGGCACUGAGACUCAUGCAGGUUGAGGACAUCGAUGAUGACGAGACGCAGUGUAUCAUCGCUAACCUAAUAUUUGAGAACAAAAUCAAAGGGUACAUCUCUCAUCAGCAUCAGAAGCUUGUUGUCAGCAAACAGAACCCAUUCCCCGUGCUGGCCACAGUUUUAUAGUACACCAUCAGCAACAUCCGAAUCAAUUCUUAACUUCAGCAUCAUUGUGGACCAUUGUGGAGCAUUGUGACAUCGUCAGUUACCAUGACAUCAAAAUCAAAUGUCAUCAUUAUUCUCUCUGCUACUGAAGCUGGUUAGCUGUACU